AUGGAGCGCCUUGAGAUGGACUCUUUGGAAAGGGAAAAUAUGGGCUUUGGAAAAGUCACGCUAACUCAAGAUGCAAAUGUCUCCAAUGCCUAUGACUGCCAGUGUAAAACAGGACCUACGGAGCAGGCGUCGCCUAAGCGACUUUUCAAUUUCACCCAGAUAUUCUUUUUCUCACUAACUUACUUGUCAAGCUGGGAGACUCAGGCUUUGAAUUUGAGCACGGUACUCUCAAACGGGGGCCCUGAAGCCUUAGCUUGGGGUAUAGUCAUUGUAGUGUUUGGUGCAAUGGCUCAAUCUGCCUCGCUAGCCGAGAUGGCGUCGAUGCAACCAAUUGCUGGGGCUCAAUAUCACUGGACGCACUACCUGGCACCGACCAAUCAGAAGAAAUUUAUUACUUGGAUGCAGGGUUGGGUGACCUGGCUUGCAUGGAUUUCCGUACUCGCUGGUGUCGCCAAUACCACUGCCACGAUGAUCCAAGGCCUAGCGAGCGUGAAUUACCCGGAGUAUGACCCAAAGCAAUGGCACAUAACUCUCAUAAUCAUCGGAAUGCUUAUUGUCGAAGCGUUGAUGAACAUGUAUACAUUUUGGCUGAUUCCGUGGAUUGAAAUGCUGGCGGGUAUUCUGCACAUCUGCCUUUUGAUUGUGUUUUUGGUGGUAUUCACAGCUCUAGCACCCCGUCACAGAGCAGACUUCGUCUUUCUACACACCCAAAGCACCUCGGGUUGGUCAAAAUUCCCUGCAUGGAACAUAGCUCUGCUCACCCCAGUCUGGGGGUUCGUUGGGUUUGAUGGCGCAGUACACAUGAGUGAAGAAGUCCGCCGAGCAAAACAAGCCGUUCCUAGGUCUAUAAUCUAUACCGUCGUUGCCAACGGUAUCCUGGCAUACGCCAUGGUUGUAUGUAUGCUCUUCACAAUGGGAUCGGUGGAGGAAGCCCAGAAAUCAAGCUUUCCGAUAAUCGAAAUCUGCCGGCAAGCAACUGGGUCUGUGAAAGCGGCCACCGCAAUGGUGAGCGGUUUACUUGUGAUCUCGUUGUCGGUCAAUUUGGCGAGUAUUGCUUCUGUAUCAAGAUUGACGUGGGCUUGGGCUCGUGACGGAGCCUUGCCCCGGUGGUUCAGUUAUAUCGACCGCAAGCACAACGUGCCAAUUCGUGCUGUUUGGCUACCAGUUCUCGUCGUUAUGAUCCUAGCGUGCUUGAAUAUUGCGGAUGGUGCCGCCUUUGGCGCGUUCGUUGCACUCGGGUCGAUUGGCCUCUUUGUAUCAUAUUUUAUUGCUAUUAGCUGUAUGGUGCAUAACCGGUUUCAGAAGCAUGCGGCGUCUCUUGGGAACUGGAACAUGGGGAUAUGGGGGCUUCCGGUCAAUGUCUUUGCUUUGGUAUAUACUGCCUGGGUAUCGGUGUGGCUGGCAUUCCCAUCAUCGUUACCGGUUACUGGCGAGAACAUGAAUUAUGCAGCACCAAUUUUUGGUGCGACUACUUUGUUCGCUUUUGUUUAUUGGUUUAUCAAGGGACGGACGCGGUGGGAGGGAUUGAACAAGGAGGUUAUUCGACUCGUUGUCGAAAGGGGAGGACUUCAGUUGAAAUAA
Molecule: messenger RNA, 1581 nt
Organism: Penicillium griseofulvum
Lineage: Eukaryota; Fungi; Ascomycota; Eurotiomycetes; Eurotiales; Aspergillaceae
Product: Amino acid/polyamine transporter I
Exons: 6
Coding region: 1-1581 (526 amino acids)
Biological process (GO): transmembrane transport
Cellular component (GO): membrane
Molecular function (GO): transmembrane transporter activity
Source: RefSeq, a predicted model, not a curated record